UCUCGGAGCUUAACGGGAGGAAGAUUUGGUCACGGCAAAGUUGUUGCAGAUGCGAAUAAGGUGGCUGAUCAGGAGAUCAGGUGACCGCGUCAGGCGUGUGUGCGUGUGUGAGAAUUCAGAGAUUUGCGGAAAGUGGGAUGGCACGUUUUAGCCUCGGAUUCGUUUAUUUUUUGUGUUAAGUAUAAGUAGGAGUUUAGCUUUACUUUGCACUUGCAAGUUUUUCAAUUCAGUUGAAUGAAAACCACCAGAAAAUUGCCCCGCAAUCUCUCACAUUUCUAGUUCUCCUCUGAAAAUUUGCUGCUUGUUCUUUCUCUGAAGUUUUUCUUCUACGCGUGUUGCUUGCUGCUGCCGUGCCGGACGUGAGCAGUGUGCGAACAAGUUCUUCGUCCGUUGUCCAUCGGUGUCUCCGCCAACAAGUGGUAUCAGAGCACUCAGGUUGAGGGCUGAUCUGACACCAUGGCCUUGAUUCCGUCGUCGCAAGAUCCGGCGAGGGGAAGCUCGGGAAGCGCAUUCCUCUACCCGCAACUCACGGCGACAAACUACACCAGCUAGGCGAUUCGCGUAUAGGCUAUGAUGGAGGACCAGGGCGUACGGGACGCCAUCGAGCCGGCGGCCGGGGCGGUCGUCGAUCAGAAGAGAGACAAGAAGGCAAAGUCUCAUUUGCUGCAGUCGCUGCCGGAAGACUUGCUGAUGCAAGUGGCGAAGAAGCGAACCGCAAAGGAGGUAUGGGACUGCCUGAAGACAAGGUUCGUGGGUGCUGAUCGCGUGCGUGAGGCACGGUUGCAGACUCUGAAAGGCGAAUUUGGCGCGAUGGCGAUGGAGCAGGGCGAGUCCCUGGACCAGUACGCUGGGCGGAUCACCGCGAUCAGUGUACGCCACUCGGCGUUGGGUGCGACGCUGGGCGAUGCUGCGAUGGUGAAGAAAUUGUUCGACACCGUGCCGGAAAAGUUCGUCAGCCUUGUCGCAGUGUGCGAACAAGUUCUUCGUCCGUUGUCCAUCGGUGUCUCCGCCAACAGAGGCAUGCUAGUGCUGCUCAAGGUGGGCGUCGCCAUGGCGGUGCUCCGACCGAUGGUGGCGUUCAUCAACCGCCGCAACGCGGGGCGGCACCGCAUCGGAAACUGGGAGCUGGUGCUGCUGCUCGUCGCCGUCUCGUUCAUCGGCAACUACCCGGAGCACGCGGGGUUCGACAGGGUGCCGGCGAGCCUCCUGCUAGGGCUGGUGUUCCCGAGGCAAGCAACCUGGGCGGAGCAGGCGCUCAUGGCGAUGGUCGUCGGUAGCAUCAUUAGCACCGUCAUCGCCGGGCCGGUGUUUACCAUGCUAUUCCGGAAGGAGAAGGUGGCGUACGCACGCAGCGACCAGGCGCUCGAACACCUCCCGCCGGACAAGGAGCUGCGCAUGCUCGCCUACGUGCACAACGCGCGAGGUGCGCCGGCCAUGCUCAGCCUCCUCGAGCUCCUGGCGACGACGCCCGGUGCACAGCCCACCUGUUCGACACCGGCCGCAAGCACGUCAGCCCCAAGCGCUACCACCAGCGGGUCAAGGACGCCGACAAAGCACGUCGACAGGGGAAAUAGUUUUUAG
This is a messenger RNA of Oryza brachyantha (malo sina), 1581 nucleotides long. RefSeq lists its product as uncharacterized. NCBI's taxonomy places the organism in Eukaryota, Viridiplantae, Streptophyta, Magnoliopsida, Poales, Poaceae. The transcript is spliced from 3 exons. The record is from RefSeq and is a predicted model, not a curated record. Bases 571 to 1581 code for a protein of 336 amino acids.